UUUUUUUUUUUUAUAGAUGCAUGUCAAAUUAUAAUUUAUUUGUAAAAAGAACUAAUAUUUUCAAGACGAGGAAUAUUAAACGUUCUUGUAAUUCAAGAAUAACGUUCGGACCAGAAUAACGUUCUUGUAAUUCAAAAAUUUCGACAUGGGCAUUAUAGGAAUACGAUCUGAAAUAUAAUACCAAUGUUGAAGAUCAUAUAUUAUACACAAAUAUUUCAUUUAAAUAUCUGUCACGGUUUGUGAGUCCCAAUACUCAGCAUUCUGUUCCUCUGCAUGUGCUUUGUGCCCCCUUCAGUUUAUUUCUCUUUCUAAAGUCGUCCUUCUUCUUUGUUCCUCUGAUUCCAUAAAACCACCAACACCUUUCUCUCUUAAAGUCAGACUCCCAUAAAAAUUUGUAUAAAGAUACAAAAACCCUACACAGUUUCUCAACCCUCUCUCUCUCUCUCUCUCUCUCUCUCUCUCAAGUUUUCAACCAAACAUGUCUGAUUUAAAUUCUACACCUGCUUCUUCUUCUUCUUCUUCUUCUUCUUCUUCUCUAUGGGUAUAUUCUUACCUAAAGCUUAGGUUUUUCAACCGCAUCCGACGGUUCCUACGCUCCAAAAACGCCCGCAAACGCCCUACGCCGUCGGAUCACUUCGACACGUCAUCAAGACCCCCCAAAGUUGUAAGCAAUAGUAACGAAGUAAUGGUACAGCAAGUCGUUAUGGAGAAGGUGAGUGGUGGUGACCAUGAUGAUUCUGUGAUGGGAUUGCAAAGGGCAGUGAAGAAGCUUCACUUUGGAAUUAGUUGGGAAGAGAAGGAGUUGGCGGCUAUGGAGAUUGGUAUGUUGGCUAAAGAAGAUGUCAAGGUGAGGAAGCUGGUGGGCGGGCUAGGUAUUAUACCGGUUUUGGUAUCCAUGGCGGCGUCCGAGGUGGUUGCUCGCCGGCGAGUGGCAGUUUUUGCCUUGAUUGAGCUUGCUAAUGGAACUUACACGAACAAGGCUCUCAUGGUGGAGGCAGGAAUCUUCUCAAAGCUACAAAACGACAUCAACAUUCUUGACGAGCCAACAAGGCACCAAUUUGCAGAGUUGCUCUUGUUGUUGUCCUCACUUGCAAAUACCCAGUUCCCUCUGUCCUCAUCAGAAAUUGUCCCAUUUCUUGUUGGCAUUAUUGAGUCAAGCACUUCAACCAUUGAAACCAAAGAGCCAUGCUUGGGAGCUUUGUUCAACCUCUCCACAAUGCUGGACAGUGCAGCCAAUUUGGUCUCUAACGGGGUGGUCGAGGCGCUCCUGAAGCUAUCCACAACCGAAGCGCUUUCUGAAAAAGCACUUGCGACGCUGGGGAACUUGGUAGUGACCCUAAUGGGGAAAAAGGCCAUGGAGAAUAGCGCGGCGGUGCCGGGGAGCUUGAUAGAGAUUUUGACAUGGGAUGAGAAGCCCAAAUGCCAGGAGCUAUCUUGCUACAUCCUAAUGAUUUUAGCUCACCAAAGCUCAGAUCAAAGGGAGAAAAUGGCCAAGUCAGGAAUUGUGCCCAUACUUCUUGAGGUGGCAUUGUUGGGAAGCUCUCUUGCUCAAAAGAGAGCACUAAAACUUUUGCAAUGGUUCAAGGAUGAGAGGCAAGCAAAGAUGGGGCCUCACUCAGGGCCCCAGACAGCUAGGGUUGCAAUUGGUUCACCUUUAAAUCAAAGGGAGGCACAACAAGGGAAGAAAGUGAUGAACAAUUUGGUGAAACAAAGUUUGUACAAGAAUAUGGAAAUGAUCACAAGGAGGGCUAGUGCUCAUGGGGACUCAUCCAACCUCAAGGCUUUGAUCAUCAGCACAAGCUCUAAAAGCUUGCCUUACUAAAUGGGGAUACACACAGCAUUCUUAACGUACUUCCUCCUCGAGUUUCAAACGCAUAGCCGCCAGAAGCAGAAUCUCGUAUUUCGUCGAGAGAACCUCUUAGUUGCUCACUGCUCAUGAACAACUAGGACAUUUUCUCAAGGGGGAAUAAAUGAAAUCCUUGAAACAAAAACAAAAACUAAAAGAAUCUGCAUCUGUUGUGCACAUAGCUUUUGACAAUUGUAGAUGUGAACAAAUCUUAUCUAGAUGAGUAAAGAUGAACCCUUGAAUGGGACACAAA
Molecule: messenger RNA, 2099 nt
Organism: Pyrus x bretschneideri (Chinese white pear)
Lineage: Eukaryota; Viridiplantae; Streptophyta; Magnoliopsida; Rosales; Rosaceae
Product: U-box domain-containing protein 7
Exons: 2
Coding region: 479-1822 (447 amino acids)
Source: RefSeq, a predicted model, not a curated record